AUGUCGGAAGGAAGAACAUUUCUCUCACAGUUGAACGUCUUCAACAAGGAAAACUACCAGUUUCCCUCUUCUACAACUAAAAAGGAAGUGAGUAACUCAACGGUAGACGCUGACAAUGAUGCCUCUGAUUUUGAGGCAGGCCAGCAGUUUGCUACAGAGUUGGACCAAGGUGAAAAGCAAUUAGGUAUUUUAUCAUGUAUCGGGCUUAUCUGUAAUAGAAUGCUUGGUACAGGUGUUUUCGCCGUCUCCUCGACAAUUUACACACUAUGUGGGUCUGUUGGGCUUGCAUUAAUUAUGUGGGCUGUCGGUGCCAUCAUUGCCAUUUCUGGGUUAUAUGUAUAUAUGGAAUUCGGAACAGCUAUACCGAAAAAUGGUGGUGAAAAAAACUAUCUAGAGGCCAUUUUCAGGAAACCUAAAUUCUUCAUUACUUGUAUGUAUGCUGCAUACAUCUUCUUCCUAGGCUGGGCCGCUGGUAAUUCCAUCAAUACGGCUAUUAUGUUUUUAACCGCAGCUGAUACUGAGGUGACUAAAUGGAAUCAAAGAGGUAUUGGUGUGGCUGUCGUGUUCUUCGCAUUUCUAAUCAAUUCUCUAAAUGUUAAGAUUGGCCUAUACCUGCAAAAUAUUUUGGGUAUUUUCAAAGUUGGUAUUGUCAUUUUCAUCUCUAUUACCGGUUGGGUUGCACUUGGUGGUGGUCUCAAAGAUGGUUAUCAAUCUCACAACUUUCGUAAUGCUUUUGAAGGUACCGAAACCGCCACUGCUUACGGUAUUGUUAACGCCUUAUAUAGUGUUAUUUGGUCAUUUGUUGGUUACUCCAAUGUUAACUAUGCACUUGGUGAAGUUAAGAACCCUGUGAGAACUUUGAAGAUUGCUGGUCCUACAUCGAUGGUUUUCUUGGCGAUAGUUUACAUUUUUGUAAAUAUUGCUUACUUCGCUGUGGUGCCAAAGGAUAAGCUGAUUUCUUCAAAAUUGAUUUUAGCUGCAGACUUCUUUGAUAUUGUGUUCGGUGGUCAAGCCAAGAGAGCAGCAGCCGCAUUGGUUGGGCUAAGUGCUUUAGGAAAUGUUCUUUCUGUCAUUUUUUCUCAAGGUAGAAUCAUUCAACAGUUGGGGCGUGAAGGUGUGUUGCCCUUUUCUAACUUCUUUGCCUCUUCUAAACCAUUCAACUCCCCAAUGGUUGGUUUAUUUCAACAUUUUAUUGUCUGUACAGUGACCAUUUUAGCCCCACCUCCAGGUGAUGCAUAUUUGUUGGUUCAAAACUUGAUUUCCUAUCCAAUGAACAUCAUCAAUUUUGCGAUCAGCGCUGGUUUGCUUUGGAUAUACUGGCAACGUAGACAAGGUAAAAUUGAAUGGAACCCACCAAUUAAGGCCGGUGUUUUCGUUACAGGAUUUUUCACAUUAUCCAACCUAUACCUGAUUAUUGCUCCUUACGUUCCACCUUCAGACGGCGAGUCAGUGUAUUCAAGCAUGCCAUACUGGAUCCACUGUGUGAUUGCCUGGGGUAUUUUCUCCAUUGGUGGUAUCUACUACCUUGUUUGGGCCCAAUUAUUGCCAAAAUGGGGCCACUACAAAUUGGUUUCCAAGGAUGUGCUUGGUGAAGAUGGAUUCUGGAGGGUCAAAAUUGCCAAAGUUUAUGAUAAUACUAUUGGCGAUGUCGAUACGCAAGAAGAUGGUGUUGUUGAAACGAAUAUAAUAGAACAUUACAAAAGUGAACAAGAAAAAUCACUGUAG
This is a messenger RNA of Saccharomyces paradoxus, 1725 nucleotides long. RefSeq names its product Mup1p (gene MUP1). Gene Ontology annotation, cellular component: membrane. NCBI's taxonomy places the organism in Eukaryota, Fungi, Ascomycota, Saccharomycetes, Saccharomycetales, Saccharomycetaceae. Gene Ontology annotation, biological process: amino acid transmembrane transport. The transcript has a single exon. Gene Ontology annotation, molecular function: L-amino acid transmembrane transporter activity. The record is from RefSeq and is a predicted model, not a curated record. Bases 1 to 1725 code for a protein of 574 amino acids.